This is a messenger RNA of Sorex fumeus (smoky shrew), 1566 nucleotides long. It is a transcript of the gene ING3, whose product is annotated as inhibitor of growth family member 3. The record is from RefSeq and is a predicted model, not a curated record. The transcript has 12 exons. Gene Ontology annotation, biological process: regulation of DNA-templated transcription. NCBI's taxonomy places the organism in Eukaryota, Metazoa, Chordata, Mammalia, Eulipotyphla, Soricidae. The coding region runs from base 115 to 1371 and encodes 418 amino acids. Gene Ontology annotation, cellular component: NuA4 histone acetyltransferase complex.
GCGGGUGCUGCUAGCGGAGGCGCCAUCUUGGAAGGGACAAAACUCCAGCGACCGCGAGUGACACAAAUAAACCCCUGGACCCCUGCGCUCCCACCCUCCGCUUGAAAGGCCGCGAUGUUGUACCUAGAGGACUAUCUAGAAAUGAUUGAGCAGCUGCCCAUGGACCUGCGGGACCGCUUCACGGAGAUGCGCGAGAUGGACCUGCAGGUGCAGAAUGCAAUGGAUCAGCUAGAGCAAAGAGUCAGUGAAUUCUUCAUGAAUGCAAAGAAAAACAAACCAGAGUGGAGAGAAGAACAAAUGGCUUCCAUCAAAAAAGAUUAUUAUAAAGCUUUGGAAGAUGCAGAUGAGAAGGUGCAGUUGGCAAAUCAAAUCUAUGACUUGGUAGAUCGGCACUUGAGAAAGCUGGAUCAGGAACUGGCUAAGUUUAAAAUGGAGCUGGAAGCUGAUAAUGCUGGAAUUACAGAAAUAUUAGAGAGGCGAUCUUUGGAAUUAGAUACUCCUUCACAGCCAGUGAACAAUCACCAUGCUCAUUCACACACUCCAGUGGAAAAAAGGAAAUAUAAUCCAUCAUCUCAUCAUACAACAACAGAUCAUAUUCCUGAAAAGAAGAUUAAAGCUGAAGCUCUUCUAUCUACUCUUACAUCAGAUGCCUCUAAGGAAAAUACACUGGGUUGUCGAAAUAAUAAUUCUACGACCUCCUCCAACAGUGCUUAUAAUGUGAAUUCCUCGCAACCUCUGGCAUCCUAUAAUAUUGGCUCGUUAUCUUCAGGAACUGGUGCAGGGGCAAUCACCAUGGCAGCAGCCCAGGCGGUCCAAGCUACAGCGCAGAUGAAAGAGGGACGACGAACAUCAAGUUUAAAAGCCAGUUAUGAAGCAUUUAAGAAUAAUGACUUUCAGUUGGGAAAAGAAUUUUCAAUGCCCAGGGAAACAACUGGCUAUUCAUCAUCUUCAGCGCUCAUGACUACAUUAACACAGAAUGCCAGUUCAUCAGCAGCCGACUCACGGAGUGGGAGAAAGAGCAAAAAUAACAACAAAUCUUCAAGCCAGCAGUCGUCAUCUUCUUCCUCAUCCUCUUCAUUAUCUUCAUGUUCUUCAUCGUCAACUGUUGUACAAGAAAUCUCUCAACAAGCCACAGUAGUACCAGAAUCAGAUUCAAAUAGCCAAGUUGAUUGGACUUAUGACCCAAAUGAACCACGAUAUUGCAUCUGUAAUCAGGUAUCCUAUGGUGAAAUGGUAGGCUGUGAUAACCAAGAUUGCCCUAUAGAGUGGUUCCACUACGGAUGUGUUGGGUUGACAGAAGCUCCCAAAGGCAAAUGGUACUGUCCACAGUGCACCGCUGCAAUGAAGAGGAGGGGCAGUCGGCACAAAUAAGGGGGUCAUUUCACCUGAGGAGAAGACCGCUUCAGCUCCAAUUUUAUAUAGGACUUAAAAAAGACAAAAAGGGAAAGAAGAGACAGUGCAUUUUCAGGCAACUAUUUCAAGGAUUUACAUAGACAAUCCUAUAAGAUCUUGAACUUGAAUUUUAUGGGUUGUAUUUUAAUAAUGUAAGUAAAUUAUUUAUGCACU